Lymnaea stagnalis (great pond snail) is the source of this 23179-nucleotide messenger RNA. The record is from the annotation of a GenBank genome assembly. Lineage: Eukaryota; Metazoa; Mollusca; Gastropoda; Lymnaeidae.
AGUCUAUAAACAGGAAGUGGUGAAAUGAAACUGAAUUUUUAUUCUCAUUACAGUUACAGCACUUAAUGAAACUGUCCUGCUAUGUUUAAAACCUUGAAUAGUUUAUUCACUGCUGUUCAUUUUGUUAAAAGUUCAUCAAAAACAGUUAAUAUACCCUUCUUACAGUCCGCUGGACACUUCAUCAAGUCGGAUAUUUCAUUUCAUUUUCAGUGCAGAAAUAUGGCGGAUGCUGAUCAAAGUAAAAAUAAAGACAAAGUCAAAGACAAUAUUACUAGUACUAGUACUACUAGUCCUACAAAAUCAACCAAGUCUAAAGCCAGCAAGAUAAAAAAUCAGUCAGUCACCACUGACAAUACUGAAACUUCUAAACCUGUACAAAAUUUGACAAACAGGAAUUCAUCAAAAGUAGAUCAUCUAGGAGUAGAUGCCGCCGAUGCAAGUGCCAGUUGUACUUCAAGUCAAGAAAAUGAUGACAAUGACAAUGCCUGUAUUGAAAAUCAACAUAGUGGUGUUAGUAGUAGACGUAGCAGUAGUGCUAGUAGUAGUAGUAGUGAUCAUGAUCGUGCUGCGGCUGGAGAUUCAUUGCCGUCUAAAGAAGAAGCCCAGAAAGAUGAUUAUCUUGAUGACAACAUGGACAUGGAUGAUAAAACAGUGAAACAGCAUGAGUCUAAUUCUAAGAACAUAUUAACACGCAGUCGUCUUAAGAAUAAAAUGGACUUUGAAGAAGAAAAAGGUAGGACCUGAGGAAUAAUUAGUGUUUUUUUUUGGUUUUUAACUUUCUUCUUGUCACAAUAUUCAAUUAUAAAUUAUGGCUACAGGCAAUGUUCCCUUUAAGCUGCGCGGCCGCGCAGCAGUUUUGAGUAUCCGCGCAGCAAAAUUUCAUGUAAGUGUGUGUUUGUGGGCUGUAAAAUUUUGCACACAAAAAAAUUGAUGCUGUAAACUGUAAACAUUUGCACAUAACGGUAUGAUUUUGCACAUGAAGCAGUAAAUCUUAAAGGGAACGUUGGCUACAGGUAUUUGGAUAUAAGUCCUGAUCAGUCAUGAGUUGUUAACAGUACCGGUAUGGUGAAGACUACAAAAUAAAAAAAUGAUUAAUUUAACUCAAGAUCAAGUAGGCUACAACUGACUUCUAUAAAUAAUUUUUUAAAGUUAAAAAUAUAUUAUUUAACCAAAUUAAUAUUUAUAAGUAUUAUUGAUUAUCCUAAGGUGUUCUCCUUGUAACCACAAAUAAUUGUUUGUUUUUUUACACUCAUUGUGCUAAAAGUAUUUUAAAUGUCCUGGUUUAAAAUUUGAAAAAAGAACGUUCACUUUGCAAUAUAGGUAUAGUAAUGCAUAGGGAAUAUAUAAAAUGAAAAAAAGCCUUUUUUUUUUUAUCAAACAACUUCGUAGACAUAAUAAGUGUCCAGGUAAAUCAUUCCUUCUUAUUAGUUUCUUAUUCUAAUGUAUGUAAUGUAAACUUAUAAAAUCUAUACAACUCAAAAUAAGUAAAUCUAUGCCAAGAGGAUAUUGUAAAAUUAUUUUUAUAAUAUAAUUUACAUAAAUGUCGGCAAACAUUUUGUGACUAUUGCAUUUAUUUAAGCUGUGUUUUUAUCCUCCCCUGGCAGAUCCCAGUUUCAGAACACCUGCCCUAAUUUCAGGAUGCAUUUAUUCUGUUUUGUUAUAAGUACAUCUUUCAUAUUUUUCAAAUUGUUUUCAGUACAUUUCCAUCCCUAUUCUUCUGUCAAUACACGCUCCAAUCGCCUUCCUACUGUUAGUACAAUAUAUGCCCCUUCCUUAUCUUUUCAUUACAUACUCAGCCCCAUCCUUCUAUUGUCAGUACAAACUCUGGCCCCUUCCUUGUGUUGAAAGUCUAUACUCUGCCGCUUCCUUAUUUUGUCAGUGCAUACUCUGUUCCUUCCUUAUAUUGUUAGCACAUAUUCGGCCCCCUUCCUUCUAUUAGCAAUAAAGUUCAUCCUCUGCCUUUCAUCACCCUACCCUAUUCUUUGCCCUUAUUCUUCAAAUAUAGUAUUAGUAAAAGUCACCUCCACUUUUACCCAGGCAAACCUCUGCUCAAUAAUAUUUAGCUUCACUUGUAUUCUUACUCAUCUUGAGUCAUAAGUUGUCUGAAAAAUGGGGUGGGCAAAGUGUGUGUGUGUGGGAGGGGGGUUUAGGUGUGGACUGGGGGGCUAGGCAUGGUGGAGACCUGUUUACCCUCAAACUCUUAAGACCUGUUUACCCUCAAACUCUUAAAAUCGUGCAAUAUCAUCACAAAAUCGUUCAAUAAAUUAUCUUAAUAGUAAAAGAUAAAUGUACAGUAAAAAUAAUGUAUACACCUCAAAAUCUUACAUUGUACUCCAAAAUUGUAAGAGUAAACAGAUCUGCAUGGUGGGGAGCCAAAGUUAGAUUUUUAAAAUAAUUUCUUGGUUAUCAACAUCUUUUCACCUAGUUGAUUAAUUAAUUUAAAGACAAAAACAAUAUUUGUAAGUAAGUAAAGUAUAGUUAGGCUUUAAUGAAAUGACAAAAUAUAAAUAUGUUUUGUAGACUUUAACUCUAUACACCUUCCUCAUUAAAAAUUACACAAAUUUAAAUUAAAUUUUACAAAAUAUUAUAUUACUCUACCUAUUAAAUGAGAAGUAAAGGGGGAAAAAAUAAUAAAAAGUUUGGUCAUCUUUGGGGACUUUGGGGUGAGGUACAGUUCAUAACCAAACAGGAAACUAUAUUGCUGCUCUGUAACAUGGUAAAUUAAGUUCAUGUUGUUAUGGAGUCCAUAAGUACCAAAUCUUUUAAUUAAUUGUAUAUCCAUAGUAAAUUAAUUUCUUCCAAUGUACUUUUUGUUUACAAUAUUCAGAUAUCCCAAUGAGGACCAAUUGUGGUUACCAUUGUUGAAAUGUUUAGAAGCGUGGCACAGUUCCUGUUUUCUAUUUUAAAAUUAUUAUUAUUUUUUUAUUUUAAUUUUUUUUUUUAUAAAUUUGAAACAGCCAUUAUGGCUAAUGGCCUGUCUCCCCUGUACAACACUUUCUGUACUUAAUGUGCAAGGGGUAUUUGGCAAGUAAACCCAUUCUUGAUUUGAUAUACAGCCAACAAUGUUCCACUACCCAUAAAUGCCAUAAAUAUAAAUGCAUAGCUUGGCCCCAUUUUUAUUCCCAUAGCAAAUUCACUGAUUUGAUCGAAAAUUUAAAACAUUGAAUUCAAACGAAUUGAGUUUUAAAACCAACUCCGUCAUUGCCGUUAAAUGUGCGGGGGAACUUGUGGGAAACCUUAUAUAGGAUUAAGUUUAUUUCCCCUAAUGCAGGGAUCACCAAACUACGGCCCGCGGGCCCUAUCAUCUGGCCCGCGCGGCCAGUUCAUCUGGCCCGCCGACGGUACUGGAACUUGCUUGAUAAAACGUAUGGAACAAGAGACGUUGUGAUACACUUUAAGUUUAAAUAUUAUGUUAAGGAUACUAGGAGAUCUUCACACGUGCGGAGACCUCCCGGCUGUUAUGCGCCUUAAUUUACCAUUUUCAAUUGCAAAUUAUUUUAUCUAGAUUUUCUUGUUUAUUACAGACCUGUACCUCAAAGUCCUAAAAUCGUACAAUAUCGUCUCAAAAUCGUACAAUACGGUAUCUUAAUAGUAAAUAAAUAAGCAUACAGUAUGUAAAAUGAAUACAAUAACUACUCGCAUCACAGACGCACAGUGCCUAGUGGGAUCGAGUUAAGCUGGCGUCGAAAAAGUUAACUACUAAAAGUAGAUGACCGACGUUUAUUAUAAAAUCUGCUGUCACUUUGUUUUACAGACGUGUAUUAGCUAUUGAUAUUAAUUUAUAUUGAGUGGACCUACAGAUCACAGUCUAUUGUCUGUCACUGGUAAAAAUAAAGUUGCUGGUGAAAUUUAACGUGUUUCAAACUCAAAGUCAGAUCAGCAUAAAACAGGAUGUAUUUAAAUACGAAUUACUUAACAAAUGAUGUCAUCAUUUAAAAAACCCACCAAGCAUCCUGAGGUUGUUGUUUUUAGGAAAAGCUGUUUUUUUUUUUUAAAUUAUAAAAUAAGAAUCGAUUUCCAUUGAGCCUAUUCCCGCUAAUAUAUUAUUAAUCUGAUAAGUACCACAGACUUAAAAUGGGUGAAGGUUGGAAACCUACGGGGGACAUUAAAAAUCGAAGUGGCCACAGUUGGAACUAACAGGCCUUUCUACAAGUUCAGAUGUGUGGAGUUGCGUUUGGUCUAUUCAGACAACUGCACAGUUUCUAUCGUGACAUGUAGAGAGGCAAACAAAGAAUUGGCCCGCAUGGUUGCACUAAUGGUAGCUACGCCUCUAGGCAGUGGAUCUCUCGUCACCAAACUUAUUGAUCAUUUCAGACCUGUUUACUCUUACGAUUUUGGCGUACAAUGUAGGAUUUUGAGGUGUAAACAUAUACUAUAUGUUUAUUUUUUUACUAUAAAUAUAUGGUAAUGAACGAUUUUGAGAUGAUAUUAUUGUACGAUUUUAAGAGUUUGAGGGUAAACAGGUCUGCCAUUUUCAUCGGGUCUAGGGUAGAAAUCGAGGGCGCCGAUGAAUCUUGCUUUUAUUUAUAUAAAUUAUUAUUUAUUUAUAUAAAUAAAAGCAAACUAAAGAUCAUAAAGGUAAACUCGGCUAGCCAAGAGCAUAUGUCUCUGGUAGGAAAUGCACUGGAAGAAGUGGACGCCUUCACAUACUUAGGCAGUACCAUUGACUUAAAUCGUGGAUCCGAAGUGGAUUUCAGGGCUCGAAUUAGAAAAGCUAGGUCAGAAUUUGUGAUAUAAAAUAAAAUAUAGGAGUAAAAGGAGCUGACUCUUCAAACCAAAGUCAGAAUUUUAAACACACAUGUCAAAUAGUCCUACUAUAUGGAGCCUAAACUUUGAGAACAGCAGCGAGCAAUACGCAGAGAAUACAGACCUUCACAAACACUUGCCUUAGAAAGAUCCUGGACAUCAAAUGGCCACCAAAAAAGACUUAAAGAGUAUAAUCGAAUUCAAUGUUUCUAUGAGACUUUUUGAUUAGGGGAAGGACAUUUUUAAGGAUCUGGGGAGGCAUUAUGGUGCCAGUGCCAUACAUAAUCUGAAUUUACUUUAGUUGUGGCGGACCCCAGGGUCAGGCCCAGGGUAAUCAUUUGGCAUACCGGUACGAUUAUAUAUCAACUCAACUGUUAACGUGCAAUCGGUUAUCCUUUUAUGACAUUCGUUUAGACCGAGCAGUAUGCACUCUGUAAAUAUUCAAAUUUGGUGUCACCCUCUGAGAUGCUGUCAUUUGGUGCGGUCCGCACUCCCUAGUUACGCCACUGAGUCCUCCUAUCCCCUACAUGCUGGCAUUUAAACAUAAGACUUACAGAUAAUAAUACAUCUUACCCCCCUACCUUUAAAAGAUGUCCAACAGACAGCCCUACACCAUACCCGUGGCUCUAAAUGGAUUAAUACAAUAGUCGCCUAGUCUAAGGAAAGAUCAACCAGAACGGAGUUUAGACGUCACGCUCGAAAUCUCGCUGCGUGUUUUUUUUCCCCCACACUCCGUACUCUUAAUAUAAAAUAAUAUAAGAAGCGUUGGGGGAGUGCCGAUAAUGAAGAGGAAGCAGUACAUACCGGAAGCUAAAUAUAUAUAAGUGAUGCCUACACUUUUAUAUAUGGCAUCCUUCCGUCUUGGCGAGACGAUGGAGUGGCUAUAAUGUAGUCCUACACUUCGACGAGUGGCUCACUGGGACAAUCUCGACUGCAUUUCUCGCAGGAGAGUAUUGAUUCCUGGUUAUGGUUGGUCUUCCGUAUUGUUCUGUUUGUUGCAAAGGCUUCGUUUCGCGCAUCUUCUGCCUUUUUUACUCCUUCAUACACUGCUGUUCGCCAGCUGGAACGUUGUUCGGCAAUGAUCUCUCAUUUGUUGAUACCAAUGUUGGCUUCCCUCAUGCUACUUUUGCAAACGUCCUUAAAUCUCAGGCGUGGCCGUCUAACAAGUCUUGUCCCUUCUGCCAACUCUCCAUACAGCACCAUCUUUGGGAUACGGUCUUCCUCCAUUCUUCUUACAUGGCAUAGCCAGCGAAGGCGCCUCUUGCUAAGAGCGGAGAAUAUGCUAAACAUGUGUGCACGUUCCAAGACCUCUGUGUUAGGCACCUUGUCCCGCCAUCGAAUGCGUAAAAUGCGACGCAGACAUCUUUGAUGGAAGCUGUUGAAUUUCCGCUCAAGACUGGUAUAUGUGGUCCACACUUCACUGCCAUAUAGGAGCGUACAUAUAGGGGGCACGGAAGGAGAACGAUGGUUCACCGUAUGUUUUUGUGCGAGUUUUGGGGCAGAAAGAAUACGCUCGUCUGCGGAGGAGCGAUGCUGUCGAAGAGGUGAAUAGACAGAUAGUGGUUCGAUAAGAUAGGAAGCGGGGGAAUUAUAUGCUGAUAUAAAUAUACAAAUACAUCUAUUGCCGUAAUUAUAAGAUUAAGACGAAAAUUAAAGAAACCUUCUUUGUGCAUAUAGUUUAUGAUAAUUUUUGUCUUCCUAAAAAAUCUUCACUCAUAAAUAUAUUUUGCUUGUGGUAUGACUGCUUUUAGUGCGUAACAUUUUCUUUUCUUUUCGGAAAAUGAAAUCGUCUCAAUUUAAAUAUGGUGUAGUGUAAUAAAUAUUCGGUUUAAAUGUGGUUGAGACAAACGAAUAUUAACGAAUAUUAAUAUAGGCCUAGUUCAUGGACGUGUAAUAAAGUGUGCAAUGACGUAUCAAUUUGAGGGGGGGGGGGAGUGGUGUAGCAAAAAUUAGGAUUCUUAAAUCAUCAUUCACAAAUGUGCGUUAAUUGAGUUCAUGUUUUGUCAAUGAACUUUAGAUGAUGGGAAGUUCACGCUAAUGUUUGGCGAGCUAUAACUAGUAUAAUUAUAGUCUGUCUGGCACAAAUUAUUCGCCCUCUUUUUUAAAAUUAAAAUCACGAUUUCCAAUAAAUAGGCCUACAUUUCGCCUAACACCUUCUUCUAUAUUUUCUAGUUUGAUUUGUUGUGCACAAAGAACCGGAAGUACAACUUUUAAACAUCAAACCGGAGUAGUUCAGUACUAUGAUUUCAAAUUUAAUUACAACUGAAAAAGUCGAAGUUUUACGGUUCAUAACAUUAAAAUACGAAGUUUCUUUUGGAUGUAUUUUACGAACGAAAAUGCUCAGUGCCUUAUCCCAGAUAACAAUGAGACCCAUAGUUUAAAUAGGGAAUAGUGGCAAUAUUCAACUCAAUGAGAUUAAUUAUUAUUUCAGUUGUUCUAUUUUAAAAAAAUUAACUUCUUGAUUAAAUUUUUUAUAUAAUUAUAAUAAUAUUGUAAUGUAAUGUCUGUCACAGCACCCACUCUGUUCUAAGACAAGAAGAGUCCUGUAAGCGUUGUCUUCACUUAAAAAUACAAACAAAUCAAAAUCAAAGUAUACUUAUUAAAAUUAAAUAACUUUCAUCAUCAUCAUGUCCCUUAGCCGUAGUUGUUAGGGCGCCACAGAAUGGCAUGUGAACUAUCCUCCAUUCGUCUCUGUCUUCUGCACUACGCACAGCAUCGCCUAGUUUUAGUCCCGUCCCACUCAUUGUUAUCUUCCCAUCUUUUUCUUUGUCUUCCUCUUCUUCUCCCUCCUCUUAUGGUGCCCUGCAUGAUUUCUUUGGCGGGCCCUUGUUUCCUUGUCUCGUGGCCAUACCAUUGUAGUUUGCGCUUUUUUACAGUCACCAGGAGGUCAUCCUAUUGCCCAAUAGCCUGACAAACCCUUUCUUUCACUUGAUCAUUGGAGAUAUGGUCCCUAUAGCCGAUGCCAAAAAUGCUUCUGAAACUUCUCAUUUCCAUCGCCUUUAUUUUCCUUUCAAGUUCUGCUGUUAAUGUCCAGGAUUUGCAGCCAUACAGGAAAAUGGAGAGGACUAAUGAGCACAUCAGCCUUAUUUUGGUGCUGGGGGCUAUAUUUUUGUCGUUCCAUAUUUUCUUGAGCCUCUUUAGUGCUGUUGUGGCCUGGGCAAUCCUGGACAUCAGUUCGGGCUUGGAGCCUUCUUCUGAGACUAUUGCUCCUAGGUAUUUGAAGCUGCUUACAGUCUCUAGUCUUUCCUCCCCGACCUUAAUUUCAGUGGCAAUGCCGGUGGUGUUAUUUGUCAUCAGUUUUGUCUUUUCGGCACUGAUUUGCAUGCCAUUGGAUGAUGAAGUCUUGUCGAGACGCUUUACUAGGUUGGCUAGCUCUUCUUCGUUUCAUUGUAAUAACUUAAAUGAAACUAAAAGUACCAGUACCAUAAUCAGUAAUAAAAUCAAGCUUAUAACUUAUAAUAACUUAUGCAAUAUUAUUAGGCCAAAUAAAAUAUAGGCUAAUGUUUCUAAUUACUAUUAAUAUUUUAUAUAAUUUUUUUUAAAAAUACACUGCCCUAACAAAAAAUAUAUAUUUAUAUUAAUUAAAAAGAACAUUCAAACUGAAAAUACUCAUUGGUUCUCUUGUCUUUAUAAUUAUAAGUAGUAGUUAUAGUUAUUUUGAGUUGACUUAAAUAUAUAUAGAUACAUUCACACAUGCAGUGAUCCCUUGUCAAUUGUGGGGGUUAGCUUCACCUCCCAUCCAUCAGACAGCUGCCAAAGAUGUGUUUUCCAUGUAUGAGAGUUUUCAUCUGUUGUACGCUAAAUAUUUCAUUUGGAUUUAUUAUUAUUUAAAUAUGUACUAAUUAAUAUAUUUUGUAUUUUUCAAAAAUAUUUUUUUUCAAUUUUGUAUGCUAGUAAAUGCUUAGAUAACUGAAAAAAUAAUUAAAAUAAUAAAUAUAUAAAAAUACCUAUAGAUCACAAAUCCCCCGAUAUAGCAAAAAAUCUACGAUAAAAAAUUAGAUAAAUACAAGUAAAAAAUCUACAAAAAGCGAACAUGUCGUGAUAGAUGAAGAAUCACUGUAUAUAUAUAAUUGAUAAUUAUAAAUUUUUAAUUUAAUGAUUUGAAAAAAAAAAAUUUGUAAUCUUAAGAUAGACCUAAUAACUUAGUAUAUCAAAUACUACUAACUGGAGUUAUUAAGAUUUAUUAAAUAAUUUUUUCCAUCUUUGAGCAUAUUCAGAAUAUUAUUAUAAUUGUAGUACAGUUACUAUAUACAUAUUUUUGCCCAGAGUGUAGAACAAUUAUUAAAUUAAGUAUGGCCUCCUCAAUUACCAUUGAGUCUAGGUAAUGAAAAAUGAAGUCUAACAGGCCAACAAGAAACAUCAGAAAUAGUAUCUGAGGACAAUAGAAAUGAGGAUAUUUGUGACAAGAAGAUAUCUUGGAGAGACAAAGCAACCAAUAAACACAUGCAUAUUACUGCUGUGACACAAACAGAUUUGAUUAAAGAAGGCAUAAAAGGGAAACUUUAUAAAAACGAAAUAGCUGCUGAUGAUGGACUCUCAUGAUAUGAAAUUGUUAAUCAUAGGAUUUGCUCAUCCUCUUUAGAAUGGAAUUUGAAAAUUAAAUGGCAAAAACUCUGCAAUACAGAGAAAAUAGAUAUGGAUGAAAUAAUGGUACUGACCAAUAUAUUGUGCAUGAUGCUUUCAGUAGAGAAACUACAUCUGUCAGUGUCAGUAGAAAUGCAAUAACUAGUGGUGUAAGUAAAGAAGCUGCAUUUGGUAUAAGCAGAGCUGCUUUAAACAACAGUACCGGUAGAGACACCAUUAAGUAAUGAUGUUAGCAGAGAUACCAAUUAUAUAAGUCUUAGAGGUAGUUUUUCAUUUUAACCAGGAUUGUUGGAUACAAAAAUAACAAUGUCUAAAGUUAAAUCAAAGUUCAUGAGGAGAACUAGUUCAAGCAAUAGAGGAGCAGAAGAUGCUAGGUUAAUGGCUAUUGUUACUGAAAGAGGUAUGUUAUAUUCCUAAUAUGUGAAUGUCUAUAGCCUUUUAAAUAUUGAGUUGCGAAUCUUAUUUGAGUCAUUCUUGUAAUUUAAACCAUAACAGUAUUAUCUGUCUCUUUAACACAAGUAAGCAAAAACUUUUAUAGCCAGGUUUAAAAAUAGUGAAAAUGUGUAUCAGUCAGGUUCCUUAGAUUCUUAUCUUUCGAAAUAAAGUUAUUGAAAAUAUUAAAGUAAAUCUUCCUAUUCCCUUGUGCAAAGCAUAAAAAAACAACUUCAUCAUCUCUUUCUCAUGACUUGAAAAUAACCAAUACCACCCCCACCCCCCAUAAACUAGAAAACAGAAGAAUCCCACCCUCUCCCAAACAUACAAAUACAUUUUCAAUCCGCAUAAUCCAAACUGAGAAACCAGAAACAUUGAAACACCUAUUUACUGUCCUUGAAAUGUAAGGCCCACAGAAUAAAUCUAGCCUUUCACAUGUUUAUUAAAUUUGCUUGAUCAGAUUUUUAAAAUUAAAUUAUCUUUGACUUCAAAAUGUUCUUGAUAAGAACAUAAAUGAAACAGCGUCAUUUAAUUUUGAGUUUUCAAUAAAUGGAAAAGUAGCUAUAAUUGACCAAUUGAUGUAGUUUCAAGCAUUAAUGUAGAAAAGUUAAAACUGUAACAGGGACAUUUAGGGACAUUUCUAUUUUUAUGUAUAAAAUUAAACCAGCUAAAUUAAAUUUUUUUAUGUAGUGAUUUAUUGGGUUAAGAAAAAUAAAUUGAAAAUAAUUAAAACAUUGCUGAAGAGCAGCUUGAUUAAUAUUGCAAUUUCGGAAAUGGUUGGCUAGCCAGUUAUAAUAGGAUAAUAAAUGAAGGACUGCGUUCAAGCUGUGUGAAGGAAAUAGGGGAACAAGGUAUGUGGAAGCUUGAAAUAUAAGGACAGGACAAUAAAAAGAGAAUGUUUCUCCUUGUCUAAUUUGGAACUCCCUCGAGUACUCUCAAUUUACUUUGAUUCUACUUUUCAGGUAGUCUUGAUGGGAAUUCCAAAUUCCUACAGAGCAUCACACAGAUAUCAAUUCUUUUUCUGCCUGUUUUAUAAUUUCUUAUAUUGCUAGAUUGCCAGAAUAAUAAUUAAAAAAAUUUAUGCUGUUUCCAGAAAAAAUUUUGUCAAUGCCUCGUGAAGAAAGGCGUCGGCACUAUCGGUGCAAGUCCAGCUUUACUACAUUGGAAGAUAUCGAGUUCUGGCCAGAAUAUUAUGCAGAGCACAUAAAAAAAAAUGUUCCUGUACCUGGUAGGCAAAUACCUUUUUCAUUUUGUAAUAUUUUUCUUUGUUUAUUUUGCAUGGAUAAUUCAUUAGAUCAGUGGUUCUCAAACUUCCUAAUUCCGCGACUCUUUAAUACAGUUCCUCAUGUUGUGGUGACCCCCAACCAUAAAACUAUUUUAGUUGCUACUUCAUAAUUAUGUGUUUUCCUAUGGAUUUAGGUGACCCCUGUGUAAGGGUUGUUUGACCCCAAAAGGGGUUGCAACCCACAUGUUGAGAACGCUGUAUUAGAUGGUGAGGCCUUAAGAUUGACUUAAACCUUUUCUGGUUAUGAAUAGGGCAUCCUCCAUUACAUAAUUAUAAAUUGUUUCUGUCAUUUAUUUUUGCUAUUUUAGAUUUUAUUGUUUUUUAUAAGAACUAGCAAUAACCCGUUAAAAAUUAAAAUUAAUACAAAAUUGUGCUCAUUAGAAUUAUGUCUGUCGUCAAGGGUAAAUUAAUUCAACAUAGCAGUCAUAAAUAAUUUUCCUUGUAUUUGCUACUUCCUCAUGCAUUUUUAUGGAAUUAUGAGAUACAUACUUGUGAAAACUGAUGCAUAUUUUCAUAUAUUGAAAAUUAAGAUUGCAGCUAAUUAAACCUCAUAAUUCUCUACUCUUAUGGGGAAUCUCUAGCUUUUAGCAGAAAAAAUUGACAGAUGUUAAAUUUUUAAAAUUUAACUUAUAUUCACAUAUUACAUGAAAGAAGAAAAUAAAUGGUCUCAUAAAAAAUCAGUUUAUAAAAAAAAUCCAUUGAAUAAAUUCUGACUAACUACCUGCUGGUUGACAGGUUCGCUUCUGAACCGCAUGAACCACUGAGCUUUUUACAUUUUAGUUAAGAAGUAUUUGUAUCAUGAAAAAAUUUAGACUUCAUUGUGCUUGCUCCUUAGUUUUGUUUUCUUACAUUGAUAAUCCUUAGCAAAUGGCGUUUUUUGUUUUUUUGCUGAUUCAUUCUUCAUCCAUCCAGCCAUCCUUCGCUGUGGCCCUACAGCCCACAUUCUUCCACUCAGACCUGAUGCUUUUCUUUUCCGUGCUUGGAUUUCCGGCUGCUGUAUAUCCCUCUCCAUAUCAUCCUUCCAUCUAAGCCUAGUUCUGCUUUUGAGCCAUUUUCCUUAGGGGUUUUGGUAGUGCACCCUCUUCACUCCUCUGUCAUUUGGCAUUCUUUCUAAAUGUCGAGCCCAGCAUAGCCUGCCCUUUUUUAUAUCUGCUACUAGUGUGGGAUCCUUAUAUAGGCUUUACCAUUCCUGGUUGGUUUUAUUCUCCAUUCAUCAACCUUUGUUGAUCUUUAUAUUUCCAAGAGAACUUUUCUCUCCAAUGUGUUUAGUUGGUUUCCGACAUUUUAUUAGGGUCCAAGUUUCACUUGUUGAUGUUACAACUGGUCUGAUUACAGUUUCAUAAAUAGUUUACUUUGUUUUUCCUGUAAUGUUUUUACUUUUGAGUAUUUUCUGACUACUGAAGUAUGCCAUGUUUCCAGGCUAUAUUCUUUCUUUUUAUUUCUGUAAGUAAUUCAUUUCUUUCAUUGAAUAAAGAUCUAGGUAUUUGAAUUGAUUUACUUUUUCAAAAGUGGGCUAAUUUUUCUGAUUCAAUCUUUCAAUGAUGAAAUUUUUUUGUACUGUAAAGCACUGAACUUGUUAGUGUCUGUAUUAGAAUGUCAAUAAUUUACAAUGGGUUUACUGUUCAGACAUACUACAUGAAUUAUAGUGUUUUAAUUUCUUCAUUGAUGUUUAUUCUGUUUGUCAAUAAGAUGUUAAAAUAUAGUUUGAAAAUGUCAUUUACUUGAAAAAUAAAUGUAAUUUUUUUUUUUUUUAUUCAAUUUUUUUAAUAGAAUGUAAUGAGGUUUAUGAAGUGAAUGCAGAAUUCAACAAAAAGAUGGCAUUAUUUAAAGGUGACAUUACAACCUUGGAAAUUGAUGCCAUUGUGAAUGCUGCCAAUGAAACACUGCUUGGAGGGGGUGGAGGUACUUCUUUGUUUUGUAAUUAUUUUCAGUCUCAAUGCUGUAUUCAACCCACUCUGACUUAAGAAUUUCUCUAAUCUUUCAGCCUAUUCAUAAGACUACACCUCUGAAACUUGUUUAAGGGUAAUUUAACAAGUAAAUGAGAAGUUUUGUACCUAAAAAUUAUAUACAUGUUUAUUCCCUGCUACCAUUUUUAUAUGAUCAAUUUACUCAUAAUAAAUCAUGAAUUGUUUAAUUGUAAGACUAACAUUUUCACCCAUUGUCAAACUUAAACAAUUUAGACCAUUCUCUUAGAAAUUUAGAUUGAAAUUAGAGUUGAAGUAAGGGGAAGUAUGAUGUUGAAGAGAUGCAAUUUUGAUUAGUGCAGUGUUUCCCAAACAGGAAUUGCUAUCAUAGGGCACAGGUGGCAAUUUGACAGUUUUUUUUUAAAGGGGUUGAGGUUGAAGACAUUUCUUAACCACUGUCUUUUUCUACAUUUAGCCAUGCUAUACUCAUAUUUAGCACUUAAUUUAAGUUAGAGGCCUAAGUCUAAGUAGGCUGCAAAAUUAAAACAUAUUCUUCUUGAUGGCAGCAUGAACCUCUUUUUUUUUAAAGCUCUUCCUCUAAGGGUAGGGGGUACAAAAACUCUUUUGGGUGCUGAGGUGAAUAGUGGGGGCAAAAUAGUUUGGAAAAUGCUGGUUAAGGGUAAGGGCUGACUGAUUGAAAUCUUAUGAAGGCUAAUAAUAGUUUCAAUUUGAGAAUGCUUUUGACAUUUUUAUUUCAGUGGAUGGGGCUAUUCACAGAGCGGCAGGUCCCACUCUCUUGGCAGAAUGUGAGACACUGAAAGGGUGUGACACCGGAGAUGCAAAAAUAACCGGAGGAUAUCGUCUACCAGCUAAUUGUAAGUACCUCAGGCUGUUACAUUUUAUUCUCACGUAAACCCCUUGAGGCACACUGGAAAUUUAAAAAAAAACGGCUACCAGCACAUUAACAUCAAUAAUUUUAUUGAAAAAAUUUUUUAGUUCUGCAUUUAUUUUCAAAUUAUGGAAAAUACUGCACAGAGAAGUUAUUAUUCAUCUCUAAACAACAAAUUAUUGAAACUUAGCAAUAGAAUUAUCAAGACACCCAAAUAGGGUUGAAUUCAAUCCGAUAUUUGAAAUUGGCAACUGGCCAAAUUACAUUGGGCGUUCGGACUUUAAUUUUACAGAUAGUUUCAAACUAAGUUUUAUCUUUUAAAGGAUUUCAUAUUAAUGGAUUAUAUAUUAGAGAAUUGUAAAUUACCUUUUUUUUAUAUUUAAGUAUUGUGUGUUAAAUUAUGUUAAACAUAAAUUAAAAAACAUUCAAACUGUGUUAGUACUCAGAUUAAGAACAUUCUGGCGCAGUUAACCAUUUGAUCAAGAACAUUCCUAUUGUUUUAAACAUUAAUCCACGGAAAUCAAUUCAAUGAAUUGUAAUUAUUUUAUUAUUAACUUACUAUAUGCGCCUUAUUUUCAGAUGUCAUUCAUACAGUUGGUCCUCAAGGGGAAAAGCCCAAACUCCUUGAGAGCUGCUAUAAAAAAUGUCUGAGUCUGCUUAAAAAGAAGGAAUUAAAGUCAAUAGUGAGUAAAAACUGUCUCCUCUUUGUUCAGCUUGUGUUCAAAGAUGUGUGAAGGAAAUAGUGGCACAAUGUAUGUUGAAACUUGAAAUGAAAAGACAGGAUAGUAAAAGGAGACCAUUUUGGCUAAAAGCCCUCUUCAGCAGACAUGACAAAAAAAAAAAAAUAAUAAUAAUUUUAAAAACUUAGGUGUCUGGAGCUCACCACAUUGCCGAAAAAUUAUCCUUUAUUGUCCUGUCUGUUCAUUUCAAGCUUUAACAUACAUUAGUCCACUAUUUUCUACCAUAAUAUCCCAGCAUUGUUAGUCAUACAUUUCUAUUAGCAGUUAACUAUGCCUUUAAUAUCUCUAUCAGGUUCCACUAACUUGUUUCAUCUCAAACUCUCAGCUUUAAUUUUUUUUACUGGUUCCUUGAGAUAUUUUAUAUACUUUUUUCCCAUAGUAAAAAGAAACUAUUCUCAUAUUUCAGGCUUUCCCAUGCAUUUCUACUGGAAUUUAUGGUAAGUAGUUCAUUGAUAUUUUCUUACCUUUUAAAAUAUGAGUUUUUUGUCAUUUUAUUUGAUAUUUAUCUAUCUUUAGAGACAAGGGUGUUAGCUCACAGAACUCUCUCUAGCUUAUCUCUGAAGCAUGUGCAAGGUGUUUUAUGGGUAGUCAACUGUUUGCCAAUUGGAAGUUACCCUAGCUAUUCAUAGCUGGUAGAUCCAAGGGAAUGUCAGUUGGCUGGCACAGCUUGGUAUCAUUGGCAUUGUUUUGCCUGAAUUUCAUUAAUAUGGAAUUAUUUUAUCGUAUUGCUGAGGCUGGAACUCCUGCCUACUGGAAUUUAUGUUAUGUCCUAUUGUAAGCACCAGGUGCCUAGAAGAAGAACUGGUGCCCCUGAAUAUAUAGUAAAAAAUGCCAUCCGAUGCAGACCAGUAAAAAUAUGAUUUUAGUGCCCCUUUUCCUUUUGAGGUACUUUGGAUUUUAUCAUCUCAUUCACUAUAAACGUCCGAUCUUAAGAUGAUUUUUGUGGGGCAUAGGCCCCCUCCCCCCAGUGUUGGGUGCCCCCUUCGCAUGGCCCUCGUUAACACCCCUAACCAUAUGUAAAUAUUUGACCCUAGGUUUUCCUUAGCUGUUGGGCUCAAACUACUAGUUUCUUCAAAAAAAUGUUUGUCUUUCUAGCAUGUAAUGAGCAAUGAUCAAAUUUAUUCAUCUGCUAAAUCUUGACAUUUUUUCAAUUUGAGUGUGGAAAUAUAUUUGAAGAACAUUUAAGAUUUAUUUUCUUCUCCAGGUUACCCCAAUAAAAAUGCUUGCGAAGUUGCCUUAAAGACUAUUAGAAAGUGGCUUGAAAAUGAUUCUUACGCAAAAGAGGCUAGUAUUGUUACAUGUUAGUCAUGACAAAGUUUGUAUUUUAAUGAGAAGACUUGUAAUAUAUUUGUAGAUAAAAUUAUUAAAUAGAAAACAUAUUGACUGGUGAGCAGGACAGUCAGCAAUAUAGAUGGUGAAUUAGUCUCUUACUCGAUAACAUGAGGACAUUGAGCUGGGAUUGAUUGGACAUCAUCAAAGGUCCCCAAUGGCAGACCUCAAGGAUGUGUGGUGCCACUGUGGUUCAAGUUCAAGAAACCAUAGUGGCACCAAACAUCCUUGGAGUGUACCAUUGGGGACCUUUGGUGAGGUCAAAUGAAAUCUUUACGUGUCACCUACUUCCCCAGGGGAAGUUUAGAAACUCUUGCAUUCAAGGUUAUUUUCCUAAGAUUAAAUGCUGCUGAAAAAAUACGCUGUUUUGAAGAUCCCAACAUUGUGGAUCCUAAUAAAUUUUCAUCUUAUAAGAACCAGGGUAACUAGUUAAUGGGCUGAGACUUUGCAGCUAAAAAUUUUAAUGUAAAUAUUAAUUAUUAUGUCCCUGAGCUAUCAGUGGGACAAUAACCAAGCUAUUAUAGAAAAUUGAUAAAACAGUGUGAUAUUUUAGCUAUUUAAUAGUGCCAGAAAAUAUAUACAUCUAGAGAUUAUUGCCAAGCAUUUUUGACAUGAAGUGUUCAUCUACUUUCAGGUUGAGUGCAUAAUACUGUGCUUGUUCUUGCCUAAAGAUGUCCAGAUCUAUCAUCAGCACAUGCCCAUAUUUUUUCCAGUCCAGGAAACCUCAAGCGCAAAAGGCAGUGGUAAAUUAACAUAAAAUAUACCAUAUUUGUUUUAUCUUCGUUGAAUAGAUGCAUUAUUGUCAGUUCUUGCUAAAUUUCUUAUUAGUUGAACCAGAUUGACAUCUACCGGACCCAUUAGAUUUGGUCUGUGAGAUCAACAUCUAUUCAAGAUGUAAUUGGCCAAGUUGUUGGUCACAUAUAUAACCAGGGAGGAUCCUUGGGAAACUAAGUAAUUAAUUGGCAGGACAAGAGAGUGGUUGAUAUGGGCAGUAGGGAUAGUCUACCUUAUUAGUGACAUCUUGAGACAGUGAUUGACAGGCAUAAUGUGAAAUAAAGAAACAUUGUUGACAUUACUAAAUAGAGAGCACCACCAUUUAAGUUGACACAAAAAAAAAGGCUUCACAUUGUUCAUGAGGUCAUACCUGUCAUCUUUAUGAUCUGAUUAACACUCGAGCAUGUGUAGUUUGUUUGUUGCUUGCGCUAUUCUACAUCAUGUUUACCGGUUGUUUAAUUUAUCUUGACAUCUUUACAAAAUUAGUUUACAGACAUUUCACUUUAAAUAUGUAACCUACAACUUGUACAUGUAUUAAAAAAAUGUAACCUACAACUUGUACAUGUAUUAAAAGUAUUUUACCUACAACUUGUACAUGUAUUAAAAAUAUUUAACCUACAACUUGUACAUGUAUUAAAAGUAUUUAACCUACAACUUGUACAUGUAUUACUCAAAUAUAAAAAAAUUUUAAGUUAUUUUGAUUAUCCAAAAAAUAAUUAAAAAUACUUAACAGCUGCAAUGUCAAUCAGAUUCAGUCAGAUGAAAGAUACGUUUUUUAAGGUUUUGUCCACUUGCACCAACCAUUAUUUUGAGUUUAGGCACGGGUACAUGUGUACAUAAUGUCAAAGGCUGAUGAAUUCCAUUACUGUUGGUUUGAAUCAAAUUGCAACCAGUCCCCAUAAAUAAGAAGAAACAGCUGCAUUCGAAGGAAAUAGUUUCUCAAAGCAAUGAAAAGGUCAUGCUGUUGUUGAAUUUUCUCCUAAUCCUUUGGUUGACUCAUUUAUUUAAUGUUUAACCUUUUCGUUUCUUGUCCAGGUCCUAGCAGUAACAUCGAUUCAGAAAUUGCAUUGAAAACAAAGAAGAAGAAAUCUUGAAUAGAUUUUAAAACCGCAUCACUAAUAAGGUGAGAUAUACUUGGACCUGACUGUUGCAAUGGUAAGGGGCCGUCUAUGUGAGCACCGAGGGGAGAUUUUGCGUACUGUUGUGUAUGGCAGGGCUUUGGUCUCUGCAGAAAGUAUGUACACUUAUGCACAAAUUCUGCAAUAAUUACACUUAAUUCUGGCAGCCUCUACUAAUAUCUCUAAUGGAGCUGCUAAUGUUACUUAAAAAUCUGUUAAAUCUAUGAUUUCUAUUUAUUUUUAAAAGGCUAUAAAAGUAUCAACAAAAUAUUUUGUAAUUAUCUUAUUCUGUUGCUAUGUGUUGUCACAAAAACUCACUAGAUACCAGUAACAUUUAUGCUAGUGACUUACUGUAGUCCACGGUACAUGUGACAUAAUUUUUAUUUAUAGUUGGUAAUUUCAGACAAACUGGUAUCACUUUCCCCCCGCUUGGGUACUACUAUUAUUUUUUUUUACAUGGCCGCCAUCUGUGUUGCCAUGGCAGUAGACUAUAAAAAAAAUAGUACCCAACCUUGGGGAUGAGAAGAGAAAAAGGAAAUGGUGCGUUUUAGCUCCUUACAGAGACAAAAGAAAAUUAAGGAAAAUGAUGAGAAUGGGUUAUUUCAUCAAGCAAAAACAUUUUAAAAAUUGAAUCUUAGUGUUCUUAAAUAUGAUAAUAUUAAAGAACUUUUAUUAAUUAAUUGGAAAAAAUGGAAAAAUUUAUAAACAAGUGAAAAGUUAGCAAAGAGCCCUCACAUUUAAUGAAAUAAUUAUUGUAAAAAACCUUCAACAAUAAAAUCUAUCACUCUACCUAACCUGAAACCUAAAAUCCCUAAUGUUAAAAUCAGUCUCCCUAAAUUGAAAAUUGGUCACCCUAAUGCAAAAAUCAGUCCUUCAAAUGCAAACCCUACAGUUAUAGUCUAAUGUUAUUAAAUUUAAAAAAAAAAAUAAACGAUAAAGAAUAUACACAAAAUACUUAAUAAAACAACAUAAUUUUUUUAAAAUUUCCUAACAGCUAUAAAAUAAAUGUCUCCCAAAACAUCAGAGUUGUUACAGUCAUAUAACUAAAAAGCCAGGGGAUGCCCAUGAAAUAAAAUAUCAUCGUAUGACUUUGACAAAUACAAUAUUAAAUGUUUGAUACAUGCAUAUGUUUGCAUUGCUGCAAGUAAGUAUUAUGCGACACAUUUGUUAUGCUACAGAUUAUUUAAGCAUGGAAAUAUGAGUUCUCACAACUGCCUUGCAUUAUUGUUGUAUGCUCCCAUCAAUCAUGAACUUGACUAAUGGAAUGAAUUAGCUAUGCAAGAUUUGACCCAAAUAGGUCACUCAAGGGUCAGCAGAGGUCACUGGUGACCUAAUAAUCAUGAAGGGUUAUAUAAUCACCAUGGUUGGGUAAGUGUACACAGUUUCAGAUCAUUUGGAGAUCAGGAAGUGAGUCAAAAUUGAGCUGCAAGAUUUGAUCGACACACAGACUAAUCAACGGACAAAGCAACCUAAGAAAAAGCGUAUUAAAAACCCAGUACAUUAUAAUUUGGUGGUGAACGUCACAACUUUAUUGUAUCCCUCUAGAUAUGCUCAAUUUCAUUUAAGUAUCACAAAACCUUGGUUCCACAUGGUCCUGUGCUACAGCUACUCACUGAAAAGUGUAGAAAUGAAGAAAAAGAAUAAAUACUAUUUUUAAACUAUUCAAAAUAAUAAAACCCAAGUUACAGUUUUAACGAAUACACUUUUAUUCACUUUAUUACCAGUUCCUCCGGAAAAAAUAUCCAAAAGAUAUCGGUAAAAUCUAUAUCCAUUGAUCAAAAUGCUCAGACUGGCAAAAUAACCUCGCUUUGAAAAUAUUAAUUUCAAAGAGUCUUCAAUAAAAACAUUCCAUUGGUGUAUUAAUAUAAUUUUGUAUAAAUGUUAACUCGAGUAGCACGUCUCUAGAGGGGCAGUUCGCUCAUACAGAGAAACUCAGGGUUGUACCUAAUUAUCUGAAAUAGCUUAAUUAUUUUUUUAAUUUUGAACACAACGGCACUAUAAAAAGAUGGAGAGGGCAAACCCAUGACAAAAUUUUAAACCAAAUUUACUGCGGUGAUUCCCAAAUGGUUUUUCCCCACGCCCCACCUAUCAUCUAAAAAAUUUUAACCGCUCCUCCCACUUUUAUCACAAAUUGGUGGGGGGAGGGGGAAGAGGUCUCCAUAUUGCCUUAAAAAAGAUUACAUCUCAGUUAUGUUAUAUUGUCUUUUUCGGCCUUAAGACAAAACUUUAAGUAAAAUAUUAUGUAUUGCAAUACCAGUAUAUGACAAAAAUAAAAUUGGUGGUAAAUAUUAAAAAUACUUUGUUUAGCAAUACAUGCCACCCUUUUCCCUCUAUCCUAGAGCAAUGGCAUAUCUUAGGCUAGUGCCAUCCACAGCGAGUCAACAUUUGUGCUGCCCCUUCUGCUGUUGGCUGAAAGUGUCGGACAUUCAUAUACGUGAACAUAAUCAUUUAUAAAUAGUUUUUUUUGGUUGGGGGGGGGUAUGUGUGAGCUCAUUGUAGUCACAUUACACAAAAAGACUGCACAAAAGUUUACAGUUGCAACAGGGUGGAGGUGGUCUAAAAUUUGACUAUUUUGCAUAUGUAAACGGCACAAUGUGAUAUGAUUUUCACCGUAAGUUGGAACCCAUCCACGUAAGCAUCUAUGGUACUCAAAUGGAGCCCGUAACUAAUGAAGUGAAACAGUAAGAAUAAAAAGGGGAACCAUUCCUGACCGUUAUUCCUGUGGUAAAUAAAUAAACGGAAACACUUGGAGCACAUAGAUACUCAACAACAAUGAAGUGAAAUAGUAAAAAAAAAAGUAAUUUUAAAACAUUAUGGGAGAUGACAAUGUAACCGCGAAACGCCUUAAAAUUUAAGUCGCGUUUGACGUAACCUGAGGACCCCCUGUAUAAAGAUGGCCCCUAAUCCAGUGUUUCCCAAUCUUCCCCCCACAAUAAAAAAAUUCAUAAAAAUUAUGUACUGCUGUCAGGGAGAUUGAAUUUCAAUACUCGUGGUCUGUUUAGGUUUUGAGAUUCAUUAUUGUAGUAUAAAAUGAACAAUAACUGAAAUAUAUUUAUUUUACAACAAAGGGCCAACAUAACAAUAGUAAAUUUGCAAAUAGAAUAUUUUCCUGUAUAGCUAUUCCCCUUCUUCCAAUUGGCCCCACUGCUUUAACCCAUUAUCAUUGUCUUUAGUUAGAUUUGAAUUGUAAAAAAUGAAAUUACAUGCUAAUAAUAUUCUGUAAGCAAAAAAAAGGACCAAAAUAACAUAAUUUUAAAGGUCAACUGAAAUCUUGAAAUUGCAGAUAUUUUUUUUUUUUUUUAAAUUACCGUUUAUAACUUAUGAUAUAAGGCAACAAUUUUUUUUUAUCCUUUUAGCCAUUCAGCACAGUACAUUAUUCAUUUUUAUGAAUAGAUUAAACAAAAUAUAUAUUUUUUUGUCUUAUAAUUUAUUUACAGCCCACUAACUCAAGAAAUGAUGGUGAAAAACAAGAACCAAAAGUCCAUUGCAUUGAUAUAUUUUUGCUAAGAUCAGCUCCUCACUAAAUAAUGUGAAUGUUAAUAAUAUCAGUAGGUUAAAUGUAUUCUUCAUUGGAAAAUUAAAAAAAAAAAAUUAUUUAUAAACCUUUCAAUUUUUAGAAAUAAUUAUAAGCAAUUUUCCCCAAAAUCUAGAGUCUGGGAUGUUUGGUGACUCGGAAUCAUAGGCAAAUAAAAAAUAUAUUCAAACCAUUUUACAGAAGAUGUGGCUGAAGUUCAUGUUUUUAUGAGAUGCACCUGUUUGUGAAAUUAGAGGGAACUGUGAUGCAAGUCUUUAUCUAAUUUAAAUUAAUGCAGUGAUGUGUUUUCCAGUGAUUAUUUUUGAAAUAGCUUUUACGAUUUCUCUCAUCAUGUCCUAGAAAAUGGCUGUCCAACUUUAAGUAUAUAAUAGUAAGUUAGAAGAAAUUUAAAAAAUCCAGUCUCUGGCUCUACUUUUUAGCCAGAGAAAGACAAUAAUAAUUUUUUUUUAGUAAUCUAAUUAUUUUUCUAGAAUGUAUUUUUUUUUUAUUAUUUACAAUCAUUGAAAAAAAAAUGCUAAAAUUAAGAAGAAAGUUUUUUAUCUUUGAUAUUAAAGCAUGUGAAAUAUUUUUUAAAAGAAUAAAAUCUUAACAUUUAUUGUACAUAUAUUUGGUUCACCUUUUGGGAAUAGACCUGCCAUAUUAAAUGUCUGUACAUUUUAGGAUGUUUAAAACUUGUUAUUAUAAUCUUAGUAGAAGGUUAUUGCUCUUUUAAAAUACAUUCUUUCAUUAAUUGUUUUUGUGAUUCAAUGGGCCAUCCAAAUUAAUGGCAAAAUGAAUGUAGCUUUUUUUGUUUUUAAAUGUUUUGAUUUUAAUUACUAUUUUGUACAAACAAUUUUGUUCAUUUUAACCAAAAACUUCAGUUACUUUAAUAGAUUCUUGUUGUGUUUUAAAAAAAUAUUAAUUAGCGAAAAAAAGGAAGGGCGGUGAGAAAAUUAAUAUUAGGAACGUUUUAAUACUUCAAUAACUUCAAUUUCAAUAAGAACAGAUUGUCCUGUUCAAAUAAAACAACUUAUGAAACUAGUGAAAUAUUUGACAAUGUCUUAUUGGUGUUUUCAAGAUUUGUUUUAUAUCAGUCAUUGCUAGUGGUGUUAUUUAAUGAACACAUUUUAAUCUUUUUUCAAAAUAAGAGAGAGCAUUAUGAUAUCAUGUUUGGGUGUUGGAGAGAGCUCUAUGGUAUCACAUUUGGGUAUUGGAGAGAGCUCUAAGAGCCUCCACUUAGUAAAAAGUAACUGGCAUAUCUUGAUCUUCUCUGAAAAUAUUUUUGACAAUGUUUUGUGCAGAGGAUAAAAUAUUGAAUAAAAUUCCCUUUUACCGGUGUAUAAAACAAAAAUAAAAAUGGGUAACACAAAGCAAUGGAAACAUUGAUUUAACGCAACAAACCUGAGCACAGUCACCCACCAAUUUAUAUUACUUUUCUUUUUAUUUUGAAAUCCUCAUGAUUGCAUAUUUAUUACCGGUAUUUUAAAAAUAUCAGAUUUCCUUUCAAACCUUUAACAAUGAUAUGAAUAAUUUAAUGCUGGUAGAAAUAAUUCAAAAUCUUCAUUGAAAUAGCUUAUAAGUAUCACAGUUUAUUUUCAAUAGAUUAGAAAAUGCACAUACAUUGUUCUACAUAAACAUCUACAUUAGAGAUUAUUGCAUUGAAAAAAAUUACAGCCGCACUUCAAGUUUAAUAAUAAAUUCAAAUAAAUACAGACAUACCCAAUACCUAUUGAUUUAUUACUUCUAUUUUAUAGAAAUAGAUCCUUGUGUUUGCAAUUGUUUAUGAGAUCUGAAUAGUUGUUAACCUUCAUGGAGUCAAAGAUCACUAAUCUGUGCAAUACAUUGUAUGUGUCAAUAAUUGUUU